CCCGGUUUCCUUCUCUCGCCCCUUGGACCCUGAGGCAGCCCUGGACAGUGACGAGCAGGGCUUUUCUCUCCUUUGGACACAGGAGCAAAAGAGCCCCAGAGUCAGAGUCAAGGGUCUGGCCCAAGGUCACUCCUGGGGUCAAUGGCAGAGCCCAGAAGGAACCUGGGACUCCUGACCUGCCCCGCCUCGCAGGAGGGAGAGGGCAGCGAGCGAGAAGAGCCUCUCCCACCCCACCAUCCAGGGAAGCAGGGAGCUCCCUUUAUCCAAGAAGGUGGCUACCUGCAUGUGUAGCAGGCCACAGGCUGGGACACUCCUGAUGUCAGAAGUGAGUGGGCAGAUUGACUGACCAUAGGCAGCCUCUUGGCAUCAGCAUGAAUUCCAGGAUCCUGUCUGCUCGGGGCUGGCUCAGCACCCACCCAUCCACCUCUGAGCCCAACCUCGAGACUGCCACAGAUGGGCCAGCCUCGGAGACCACCACCCUCAGCCCAGAAGCCACCAGCUUUAAUGACACCAGAAUACCUGGCGUGGGCAGCGGUGCAGCCGGCGUGGGCACAAUGCUUCUGUCCUUUGGAAUCAUCACGGUGAUUGGCCUGGCUGUGGCCAUGGUUUUGUACAUCAGGAAGAAGAGGCUGGAGAAGCUACGCCACCAGCUCAUGCCCAUGUAUAACUUCGACCCCACGGAGGAACAAGAUGAGCUGGCGCAGGAGCUGUUGGAGCACGGGCGGGAAGCUGCCUCCGUGCAGGCCCUGCAAGGCAAGACCACUCUCCCGUCUCAGGGCCCGCUGCAGAGACCCAGCCGGCUGGUAUUCACCGACGUAGCCAAUGCCAUCCAAGCGUGAGUGACCCACAGUCAGGCCUGGACCUCUACUGAAGACACCUGCCUCAGCACCCACAGAGCUGCCUACUCUCGGGACCUGCCCUGCCAUGGCCCCAGCUGUUCCCAGGACCUACCUGCUGACUCCAGGCCGGGCAUCUGGCCACUGGCGUCCCCUGAUGUGAGGGUCCUGGUACAGAGGCUAUCCCUCCCACCAGGAAGGCCGAGAGCCCCUGCUGGCUUCCUCGUGUUUUGCCCAGACCCCUCAUAUCAGGGUCUGCUCCUCUAAUGUGGAGGAAAUGGAGAGAUAUGGGAGGGGAGGGAAGGAGUGCGGGGAGGGACCUGUGUUUAGAACCUGGAGCCUUCUCUGAGGUGGGAGAGGUAACCACCCAGGUCUUGGGGACAGAGCAUGGUGGCACCGAGGGAUGGAGCUGAAACUGCCCAAUGGGCAGGGCUGCUAGGAGGAAGGCUACUCACACCCCAUGCAAGUCCACAUUGCAGAGUGUCCGUGAGGUCUCUCAACCACCCCUUCCUGGCAGCCAGCUGUUGGCUGGGCCCAAAUGAGGAUGGGAGCUGAGGCGGAAGAGAAGUGGGGGAACAGGUGUGGAAGUGGGGGGACAGAGGCAGUGUCCAGACCUGCUGCAAGGCCCAUUCCUGUGCCUGAAUGUGCCCAUGCACGGACGGAUGCCUGUCCCAGCACAGGGGCAGGAGGCAGACCCUCUGCACUGGCUCCACCUUCAAGUAUCGCCCUCCCC
Miniopterus natalensis is the source of this 1569-nucleotide messenger RNA. It is a transcript of the gene C15H3orf18, whose product is annotated as chromosome 15 C3orf18 homolog. Lineage: Eukaryota; Metazoa; Chordata; Mammalia; Chiroptera; Miniopteridae. The record is from RefSeq and is a predicted model, not a curated record.